UGGCUUCGCUUGUCAGAAGGAGGUUGCUGUAACCGCAUUAUGUGUUUUAAAGGAUAUCCAGCUUAAUGUAUAAGCCAGACAGAAAUGUUUCUCCAUCCAAAAAUACAGACUUGAGAGAGUGACAGGUGCCUCGCAUACCGGGCCAGCAGACUUAACUUAAGUAAACACCUUCCUGGUGUACAUAAAUCCUUUUUGACACCGUGUGGUCAUGUUCUGCCUCGUUUCAGACUCCCCAAAGACACUCUUGUUUUUGUUGUUUCAAAGAAAUCUGGCAGAGAGCGAUGAUAGCUUCCUGUUUAAUGGGAACAUAAUUCACCAGUCACCUUCACUGACUCGUGUAUAUUUUGACAAUAUUUGGAUUUGUAGCCAGAGUGCCCCCUCUGUCAGUAAACAGCCUUAUGGUAUUACAGACCUCUUUGGGUCCCUCUUAAACAGGUUUUUAUGCAGUUUCUGAGCAAAUUCACUUAGAGGUUGGCUCCAAGUGGCACUCUGGCAGUCUGCCCAGGAUGUUAAGAUGCAGGAGAAAACCCUGCAAUAUCCAUCCAAUAAGACAUCGAUACAAAUGUAAAAAAAAAAAAACCAAAGCGGUUUCUUUGUCAUCUUUUGAGCAAACAAUUUGAAAAUAGAUUCCCCCGUACAUUUUUACACACUCAAUGCAGCUCAUUAGACGAUUUUCAGUUCUGAUACCGAUAUUUGGACAUCUUCGGAUACAGAGAAUGAUGAGUGAGACAUACAGCUUAUGAUGAAUUCAUAAGCUGUAUGUCUCACUGUGUGGAAGCUGUGGGAUCAUUAUUUAUGUGUCAAGAGUCAAAUAGACCAUAAAGCAGGGUAUGCUUUAAGGCGGGGCUACAAGGUGAAUAAGUGAGCUAUUAUCUAAUCUUUGAUUCCUUUUUUCCCUCUAGCUUCACGUUUCAAUGGUACAAUCUGUCGCUUAUAUUUGUUGGACCUUCACAGAGAACCACCGCGGCGGUGCACUUGUGCUUCCUCUUGACACGAGGCAUGGCUCAGAUGAGGAAGCUGGCAUGCGGCGGCGGUGGUGGCGGCGGCGGUGGUGGCGACGGCGGCGUCAGGACGAACUCCCGGGGCGACCCGCAGGCCCCGCUGGUGUCGGCCCGACAGGAGAUCCUCACCAGCCUGGUCUCUGCCCUCGACUCGGUGUGCAUGGCCAUGUCCAAGCUCAACGCCGAGGUGGCGUGCGUCACCGUGCACGAGGACAGCGUGAUCGCCGUCGGCACAGAAAAGGGCAGAGUGUUCCUCAACUCCAGGAGGGAGAUCCAGACAGACUUCUAUAAGUUUUGCCGGGGGCCGUGUCUGCAGAAUCCUCCCACAGCGAACGCCCAUACCAAAGAUCAGGAAGGCGAGCUCAGCAAACAGAGUACGGACGGCGAGCUCGGGAAACCCAGAGCUCUGUCGGACGCUCAGUCCAACAUCUUCGUCCUGAGGAAGAUGGUGGAGGAGGUCUUCACUGUACUUUACAGUGAGGCCGUGGGAAAGAGCAACCUGGUCCCUGUGCCUUACGAGUGGAUCCAGAAGGACCCCGGCUGUGUGGCGGCCCACGGUUUGCCCGAGGGGGUCGCCCUGAAGAAGCCCUCCGAGUACGACACCAAGACGCUGAUGAAGAUCCUGGAGCAGAGCCACCGCAUCCAGUUCAGCGUAAAAAGGCCAGCAGACGAAGCCAAGCCCGGCGCCGAUAUCAAUCAAAACUCUUCCACCGGCGGCGUGACGCCCGGCUGCCACGGCGCCGGGAAGACGUCAUCAAGUCCCGCCUCUUCCAGCAACUCUGUCCUGUCAAACUUCCUGUACGGCAUGCCCAUGUCCUCCAAACCGCCCCCCGAUUGCAAGCUGGACUUCAAGCCCAUGUCGCUCCUCAACCUGGGCAAGGACAGACUGGCCAACUGGAGCGCGGGGGCCGACAAGAUGAGCACGUCCGUCAAGGACUGCCCUAGCAACGAUGAGACAACAAGGCUACCUGGUGAGCAGGGUCAGAGCCCUCCUGGCAUCCACAUCUCCAAGAGGCUGCUCUUCUCCAUCGUGCAUGAAAAAUCAGAAAAAUGGGACUCGUUCAUUCGGGAAACGGAGGACAUCAACACGUUGAGAGAAUGUGUGCAGAUCUUGUUCAACAGCAGAUACGCCGAGGCCCUGGGCCUGGAUCACAUGGUGCCUGUCCCCUACCGCAAGAUCGCCUGCGAUCCAGGGGCGGUGGAGAUCAUCGGCAUCCCGGACCAGAUCCCCUUCAAGAGACCCUGCACCUACGGGGUCCCCAAGCUCAAGCGCAUCCUGGAGGAGCGCCACGGGAUCCGCUUCAUUGUCAAACGAAUGUUUGAUGAAAGGAUUUUCACUGCCGCCGGCAAGAUCGCGAGGGAGGAGGGCAAGCACGACUUGGGCUGCAUGCCCGAAGACAACUUCCUGGACAAUCUGAGCAUCCCGAUGCCCGCCGCCGCCGAGCCGCUCAGCAAUCCUCACAGCAGCAGAUCAGCAAGUGCAUGCGUGAGUCCCUUGGCUGACUGUGAAGCAGGUCCGUCGGGAGAUUGCAUUCCUUUGAAAAGGAUUAAAACGGAGCCUCCGGAUGGGGACAUCAUUCAAGUCACCGUGCCAGAGGCCGGUACGGGAGCUACGGGAGGGGAGGAGCCCAGCGAGUCCGUGGCCGAGCCGGUCGCCGCGGCAACGUGUCCGGCCACGGCCGAGCCCGCCGCGCCCUCUGCUCCCCAUCACCAAGUGGAAAACCCCGCAGCUGAAGCUCUGUCGCCCGGCGCCGCGUCCCAGAGCGCCAGGAGGUCCUCCGAAGCUGGGAGUCUGGUGGAGGACAUUGGUGAAAUGAUUCUUCAGCUUCGGAGACAAGUGGAGAGCCUCUUCAGCAUUAAGUACGCCGACGCUCUGGGCCUGCCCGAACCGGCCACGGUGCCCUACUCCAAGUUCCAGAUGUACCCGGAGGACCUGUACGUCAACGGGCUGCCGGAGGGGGUCUCGGUCCGACGGCCCAACUGCUUCGGAGCGGCCAAGCUGCGCAAGAUCUUAGCCGCCAGCGGUCAGAUCCAGUUUGUCAUCAGAAGGCCCGAGCUGCUAACCGAGCCAGUGAAACAGGAGAUGCCUCCCGUGCCCGUCUGUGACCCAGAGCUGGACGCCCCGGAUGCAACGCCAGGACCAGAGGAUCCUGCAGCUGCAUCCAAGAGACCUGGUUUCUCAGAGUGCCUGGAAUCCAAGCUGUCCAGGAUCGACCUGGCCAACACGCUGCGCGAGCAGGUCCAGGAUCUGUUCAACAGGAAGUACGGGGAGGCAUUGGGCAUCAAGUACCCGGUCCAAGUGCCUUACAAGAGGAUCAAGAACAACCCCGACUCGGUCAUCAUCGAGGGCCUCCCCCCCGGCAUCCCCUUCAGGAAGCCCUGCACCUUCGGCUCCCAGAACCUGGAGAGGAUCCUGGCGGUCGCCGACAAGAUCAACUUCACCAUCACCAGACCUUUUCAAGGACUCAUUCCAAAACCAGCACCUCGCCGCGUCACUUUACUAAAGAAGGCCUACGCCUCAAUAAGCGACGACGACGAUAUCAACCGCAUGGGGGAGAAAGUUGUCCUCCGAGAGCAAGUCAAGGAGCUCUUCAACAAGAAAUACGGCGACGCUCUGGGAUUGGACCGCUCCGUCGUGGUCCCGUACAAGCUGAUCCGCGGCAGCCCGGAGUCCAUGGAAGUCGGCGGCCUCCCGGACGACGUCCCCUUCCGAAACCCCAACACCUACGACAUCGUGUGCCUGGAGAAGAUCCUCCGAGCCGCGGACAAAGUCACGUUCGACGUCAAGAGCCAGCUGCAGCCUUUUGCAGAAAUCUGCAGCCAGGCCUGUAACACAGUAGCGACAGACGUCUCCACCAAUCGGCGAAAGCGCAAGAGAGUCCAGGAGAGCAACCGAGUGCCCGCCUCCUCCGACCUGAUGUCGACCAAUCAGAUUCCAGUGAUGCAGUGGCCCAUGUACAUGGUGGACUACAGCGGGGUGAAUGUGCAGGUUCCCGGGAAAGUCAACUACUGAAGGACGAACCUGGACUGCAGCGAAGAGGAUAAAGAGGGGGGGGGGGG
Molecule: messenger RNA, 4061 nt
Organism: Cyclopterus lumpus (lumpfish)
Lineage: Eukaryota; Metazoa; Chordata; Actinopteri; Perciformes; Cyclopteridae
Gene: gtf2ird1
Product: GTF2I repeat domain containing 1
Exons: 27
Coding region: 1000-4014 (1004 amino acids)
Cellular component (GO): nucleus
Molecular function (GO): DNA-binding transcription factor activity
Source: RefSeq, a predicted model, not a curated record